UACUAUGGACCGGGCGAAGGCGGGCACGGCAGCCCGUCGUCCUACGUCAGAAGCGGCUUUGUUAUUUAAACCUGAAUCAAGCGAGGAGGAAAGUUUUCAGAGCCGGGGCAGCGUUGCCUAGCAGCUAGGCAUAGGACUGUGUCUUUUUGGCAAUCAUGACCCAGACCGUGACACUGAAGGGACCCUCACCGUGGGGUUUUCGGCUGGUUGGAGGACGGGAUUUCAGCACCCCGUUAACUGUCUCCAGGGUGACACCUGGCAGCAAGGCAGCCCAAGGUGACCUGUGUCCAGGCGACACCAUUCUGGCUAUCAACGGUGACGCGACAGAACACCUGACUCACAUGGAGGCUCAGAACAAGAUCAAAACCUGCACUCAGCAGCUUACGCUCAGCAUCAGCAGAUCAGGAUCGGGAGACAGAGUGUGGUCACCAACAGUUAGUGAAGAUGGCAAGACAAGCCCUUACAUGGAGCCCGACUCACAGAAUUUUCGUCCGAUCACCAGCGGAUAUGCCAGUUACACCCGUAAACCUUCAUAUACCGCUGAACCCCAGUCACCUCAGGUUCCUCAGCCCGCUAACCUGAAUAACGGACACUCCAGACCCAACAACGGACACAGCUAUGGGUAUGGCAAUGGAACCGGGCACUCUCAGUACAACAACCCUGCAGGACUAUAUGCUCACAAUGGAAGCAAUGGGGACAGAUCACUGCCAAGCAAGAUGGGAGGUCUCAGCAUCAGUGCCACACACAGCCCAGAGCCUCCAGUACAGUCUCCUGUGAGCCGUAACGGAUUUGACACGGAGUCAGACGUCUACAAGAUGCUGCAGGACUAUGAGGAACCUGUCUCAGAACCCAAACAGUCUGGCUCCUUCAAAUACCUCCAGGGAAUCCUGGAGGCUGAGGAUGGAGGUGUGUCACCAACGGAGAGAAUGAGAAACUUAAAGUCUCCCGUCAGAUCUCCAAUCCCCAAGUUGGGAAGCCCCAUCCCCAGCCCUAUGUCUGGUCUUCAGAAACUACCCCAGUGCACACGGUGCUGUAACGGUAUUGUUGGCACCAUCGUGAAGGCCCGGGACAAGCUCUACCAUCCUGACUGCUUCAUGUGCGACGACUGCGGCAUCAACCUAAAGCAGAGAGGCUACUUCUUUAUCGAAGACAAUCUGUACUGCGAGACUCACGCAAAGGCCCGCGUCCAGCCUCCCGAGGGCUACGAUGUUGUUGCUGUGUACCCCAACUCCAAGGUGGAGCUGGUCUGAGAUAAAAGAGGGGGGGGCUAUACUGUAAUACAACUGGUAAACCAAAAUAUUGUAGAAUGCGGCUACUGAGUUUACUCGCCUAAACUAAUCAGGGUCUGUCAAGCAGGAAUGCUUAUCUUGGGUCAGUUUUGACUUUAGGAGAGUGAAAUUUGCAAUUGAGUGAUCCCAGAUCAGUGCUUCCACACUGACAGACUUGAUGAAUGCUUUUUAUAUUGAGCAUAUCGAAAUCUGUUGACAGAAUACAGCUUUGGUAAGAUAAGCAUCGCAAAUCUCCAGACUAUUAAAAGGUUAGCGUUGUAUGUUAUAGUAUUUAAACUGGCAGCCCUAAGCUCGAAACCAGUGUUUUACAGGAAAAAUGCAUAUGCAUAUUCACAUUGGACUCACAGUAGCAGAAUAUUCAAUGCAAUGCUGUAGGCAAUAAGAUGCGUACACAUGGCAAAACUCAUAAGAAAACAGAUAUGACUACUCUUGCUUUUUUACUGAUCAGGUUAUUACAAACGUAAUCUCCCACUUAAGCCUUACACUAACUUUAAGACACCAUGUGCAUUAUCACAAAAUAUUUUUGAGCUGAUUUGCUGGGAUGUGAUGUGAUGAGCUGUGCCGAGGAUGUGGUUAUUAGCUUCGAGGACUAAUUUUCACAGUUCUCUUCUCACCACAUAAUAUUCCAAGUCCUGUAAGGUAUUCUGAUAUAUUGUUCAAGUCCUGGUUAUGGGUUAAAAGGCAUUUUUUCCUUCGCUAUAAUUUAAUAAUAUACUUAUUUUUGGAUGGAUUUUAGCAUUUCUAACUCACAUUUAUGCAAUUUACCUUUUCUGUUGCAAAACCGGGGAACAUUUCUGUUUAGUUUCCACUUUUUUCUUCUGCUCACUUGUCAGUUAUGCAAACAAAAUAAGCAAUAGUUCACUUGAAGCAUAUCUCUAACAAUGUCUGGAAUGUGUCAGUAUGUUUUGGUGACUGGGUUUGCUGAACCUCUGCUUGUAAUAAAUGCCUCCGUUUGCAGCUAUGCAAGCACCACCUUCUGAAAGGUAAACAAAUCCCUGCUGGAAACAUCCUGAAAACUCUGUGAGAAACUCUAGAACUUGUUGGGAGUCAACUUCAAAAAAUGAUUCCCCCCAGAUGUGAAGAAAUGCAAAUUAAAUGCUAAAGUAAAUUAGUUGAAUGCAGUGCAUCCAUUUGGACAUUUUAAGCGGGUGUGAUGCACAUCUGCGAAUACAGUGUAGGUAGGUGGUGCUUCUGGCUUAUGCACCUGACUGCGAGAGGAAUUUCACUUCUCACACUGAAGAAUUCCUGUUCACAAGAGCACAGAGUUCACUGGGCGCUGAGCCUUCAGGUUGACAUCAGAAUUCUCUCCACCUCUCAUGACAGCUUUUAAAAACGAUUGUGUGCAUUUGAGACUGGAGACAUAGCCACAGAAAUCUGUUAGGACCGUGUAAACUGGGACUUCACAACCUACAACAUGUGGGAGCAAUACUCACUUUAUUUCUUUCUUCGUUUUUUUGUGACCCCACUACAUACUGUAAAUUCUUACAGUUACUUUUUGGAAGAGAGCAAAAGACAGAAGUUCCCGCAGUGGCUUCAGAUUUCUACAGCCAAGCCCUUAAGGCUAAUGAAAUAUAUUUCUACAUUUCCUCAGAGAAAAGGGGGGAAAUAAAUUUAGGGACUGAGGUAGGGUGAGAAAGAGAAAUGAGGGGACGACAUAUAUUUUGUUUUUUUGACAGAAAAACGUUCUGUAAGAAACGUGUAGCAAUCAGUCUUAGCUUAUUGUGAAAUAAUGUAAUGUGUGGUGGAGUCAACGUGGUGCAGAGGAGCGAUGAUGUCCUUAAUUUUAGAAAUAUUGCUAACAAAAAUACUUCUGUAAUUUGAAAUGGGAAUAAAUUUUUGCAUUGCUGAUUUCCAUUCUGUUUUCCAGAUAGUAGCAGUGAUGUUUAGCUGCUGGUAUCUACCCAAGCCAGUUACGUGUAAAUUAUUUGAAAAAUAUAUUGCUACCACAUUGUGUCUUUGGUAUUGUACAUAUUUGUUUCAUUGUGAUUGCUUUAACACACAGUAUAGAUCAUGUCACUUGCGUGCCUUCGCAAACCCUGUGUCUAGUCUUUAAAUAAUUUCCGAGACACAAAUCCUCUCCUUGUAUUUAACUUAUUGUUCUACCAACACAUGUUUUUGUUCUGGAUCUUCUUAUUUGCUCUUUUUUUUCUAGGUUCUAAAUAAAAUGAAAAGUGCUUUAU
Molecule: messenger RNA, 3469 nt
Organism: Neolamprologus brichardi
Lineage: Eukaryota; Metazoa; Chordata; Actinopteri; Cichliformes; Cichlidae
Gene: pdlim4
Product: PDZ and LIM domain 4
Biological process (GO): heart development; muscle structure development; actin cytoskeleton organization
Cellular component (GO): adherens junction; Z disc; stress fiber
Molecular function (GO): actin binding; muscle alpha-actinin binding
Source: RefSeq, a predicted model, not a curated record